Messenger RNA from Entrophospora candida, 381 nucleotides. The record is from the annotation of a GenBank genome assembly. Lineage: Eukaryota; Fungi; Glomeromycota; Glomeromycetes; Entrophosporales; Entrophosporaceae.
AUGAAAGUUUGGGUUAAAGAUUUGAAAACGUUCAGCAAUGCCAACAAGGAGAAAGUUAUUAAAGGCCAUAUACUUGGCUAUUUUAAUCUAAAUCCUGAGUUAGUGAGUUUUUUUUACAGUGUUCCAGGAGUGAUUAAUUUUUUGAAUCAUAAAAGAGGCAGAGAAGAGUUACCCAAUUCUGUUUCUGAAAAAGUGAUUAAAAAUUUCUUUGCCAAGAUGCGGGAAAAAAAAGAGGUUAAAGCAGUUAUUCAUAAUACUACUCUAAGUGAUAAGGACUUGGUAAAAAUUACAGAGGGAAUAUUUGCCGGAAAAGAGGCAAGAAUUAUCCAUAUUAAUGAAAAGAAGCAGAAAGUUAAAAUCAAACUUGAAGAUUCAGGCUGA